AUGGCGGACGUGCUGGAUCUUCAUGAGGCUGGUGGCGAAGAUUUCGCCAUGGAUGAGGAUGGGGACGAAAGCAUCCAUAAACUAAAAGGAAAAGCGAAGAAACAGAAGGGCCGUGGCUUUGGCUCCGAAGAGGGCUCCCGAGCACAGAUGCGAGAGGAUUAUGACAGUGUCGAGCAGGAUGGCGAUGAACCUGGACCACAACGCUCUGUAGAAGGUUGGAUUCUCUUUGUCACUGGAGUCCAUGAAGAAGCCACUGAAGAAGAUAUCCAUGACAAAUUCGCUGAGUAUGGGGAAAUAAAAAACAUCCACCUUAACUUGGACAGGCGUACAGGACACUUGAAGGGGUAUACUCUAGUGGACUAUGAAACAUACAAAGAGGCCCAGGCUGCCAUGGAGGGACUCAAUGGUCAAGAUUUGAUGGGACAGCCAAUCAGUGUCGACUGGUGUUUUGUUCGGGGUCCACCAAAGGGCAAGGGGAGAGGUGGCCGAAGACGAAGCAGAAGUCCAGACCGGAGACAUCGUUGA
Onychomys torridus (southern grasshopper mouse) is the source of this 525-nucleotide messenger RNA. Its product is annotated as RNA-binding protein 8A-like. The record is from RefSeq and is a predicted model, not a curated record. Lineage: Eukaryota; Metazoa; Chordata; Mammalia; Rodentia; Cricetidae. Gene Ontology annotation, biological process: RNA splicing. Gene Ontology annotation, cellular component: nucleus; cytoplasm; exon-exon junction complex. Gene Ontology annotation, molecular function: mRNA binding. The transcript has a single exon. Bases 1 to 525 code for a protein of 174 amino acids.